Messenger RNA from Drosophila innubila, 1319 nucleotides. RefSeq names its product nucleoside diphosphate-linked moiety X motif 19. Gene Ontology annotation, molecular function: hydrolase activity, acting on acid anhydrides, in phosphorus-containing anhydrides. Gene Ontology annotation, cellular component: mitochondrion. The record is from RefSeq and is a predicted model, not a curated record. NCBI's taxonomy places the organism in Eukaryota, Metazoa, Arthropoda, Insecta, Diptera, Drosophilidae. The transcript is spliced from 2 exons. The coding region runs from base 95 to 1180 and encodes 361 amino acids.
CUAUCAAUUAUUUUCUCAAUUGGUUAACGAUUUGCGGUUCAAAGGUGAAAAAAAUGUGAGGAAUUAUUGGAAAGACUGGUUGCCUGUUGCCGAUAUGACAAGCUCAGAAAAAAGCCGGAAUGAGUACAGGCCUUCGGCCAGCUUGAUUCUAGCGGGCAGACAGACUCUUACACUCAAGGAACAGUACGACUAUAGCCUUUUGCUGAUCAAGCGUACGGAACACACGUCCUAUGCACUGAACCACUGCGUCUUUCCGGGAGGUGUGUUUGACCCGAAGGCGGAUGAAUCCGACGAUUGGUUAGCAUAUUUUCACAGCUGUGGCGUCACAAAGGCGCAACUGGAACUGCUUAACUGUCAACAAGCCACUGGCAGACCAGAAUUUUUAGCUCAGGGUGGGAAUUUCACGCGGGAUAUAUCUUUGCGUCUGACCGCGCUUCGCGAGACUUUCGAAGAAGUUGGCGUUCUAUUGUGCCGACCGAUCUCCAGUCUGAAAGACAUAGACACUGGCCAGACAGCCCAUGUGCUGCUGCAACCAUUUGACCGGGAGCUUUGGCAGCAGCGCGUUCACAACGAUGCCCAACAGUUUCUGGAGCUGUGCAGACAAUUGAAGGUGAUACCCGAUAUCUGGGCACUGAGCGAAUGGUCCGUGUGGCGCACACCAGCCUCGGCCAGUCGGAAAUUCGAUACGAUCUACUACUUUGCUGCCCUGGAUACGUGCAAAGUGGCUUUAUUGCUUGAGCCCAAUGAGGUGUCAUCUGCUCACUGGCUGCAUCCAGGCGACUGUUGGCGUCAAUCGCAGGAAGCCAUUAUCUGGCUACCAUUUAUGCUGCUUUACGAGACGGCACGUCUCAUGAACAUGCGUCGCUGGCUGCAGCUUCUGCAGUUCGCCCGACGUCGCAGUAUUCGUGGCUCAACGCUGCUCCAGCCUAUCUAUUAUCGCUGUGACGGCGCUCUGCUAGGCGUAUUACCUGGCGAUGAGCUCUACUUGGAUCAGCCGCACAACUGCACGGAAUCCAUCCUAUUGCCAGACACAAUAAACGUUGUCAACAAACGUGCCAAGCGUUAUCAUCGAUACAUCAUUUACGACUUUAACAGAGUCGACUUGGCCUGCAAUUUGGUGCCACUUGAUGGACAUUUGCCACUCCAGACGCUUGUUAACACUCGGUUUUCAAAACUAUAAUUUCAUUGUACCUGAAGAGCCCGAGAUUUAAUUAUUCAGACAUAUUUUCAGAGUCGCAAAAAUCAGUUUUUUAUAAGUUCAACACUAUUAUUAAAAUUAAAUUCGUAAAAAUACAAAAAAUAAAUUCAUUUCAAUUGUA